Molecule: messenger RNA, 1968 nt
Organism: Thyridium curvatum
Lineage: Eukaryota; Fungi; Ascomycota; Sordariomycetes; Thyridiales; Thyridiaceae
Exons: 4
Coding region: 1-1968 (655 amino acids)
Molecular function (GO): protein binding; DNA binding
Source: RefSeq, a predicted model, not a curated record
AUGGCGUCCCUCAAUGAGAUCCCCGCUGAGCUGGUCCGCCAUGUCUUCCUCUACGUCUCUCCCGAAGACAACCUCCGCGCCAUCCAGACGCUGUCUCGCCGCCUGCACAAGCUCGCCGACGAUACUCUGCUCUGGCGUCACUACUGCCGCAUCUCAUACAAGUACUGGGCCCCGGAGCACGACCUCGCGAGGAAGCUAGCUUCGCCAGCCUCAUACGUCGACUGGAAGAGGCUGUGGCUUCGCCGCCGGCAUGACAAUGACCAGGUCGCCCAUCUCCUGGACCAGAUACUGUCCACCAAGGUGGGCCGGCUGUGGAAGUUUGGUCAGAUUUGCCGACUCGGGUACGACGCCAAGGACUAUCUGCUCGACCAGUGCCAUGCGGGCGACGAUGUCGAGGACGUCUUGGCCAGAAGGUACUACGCCAAAACUGCACUUGGAAGCAUCCAUAGGAGCCUCGCCGUCAAGGAAUGGAGCAAGUACCAGUCUGGUACGCCCACUGUCCGCGGCCUCGACCGCGGCCUCGGUGCCUUUGAUAUGUUUGUCCUUCACGACCAGGAAGGAGACAUGGAUGAUAUCCAAGGUCUGCUCGACGGCUAUGCAGCCCAAUUCCGCAGUGAGCACCCGGCCCUGGGCGAGAUGAGCAUCCGCGACAAGGCCCUCGCUCUCCUGCGCUGGGUGCGCUCCAACAACCUCGUGGGCAUGGACAUGCCCGAGGAUAACUACCGCAACCUGAGGAACUGCCUCAUUGGCCAGGCGCUGACCGACGAGACACACCAGUCGCUGCCCAUCAUCUCCAGCGCCAUCUACGUCUGCAUCGCACAGCGCCUGGAUAUCAGCGCCGCAUGCUGCGCCAUCCCGAGCCACGUGCACGCAAUCGUCUUCGCGCCCCGGGGCGCCACCCUCGACGGCAGGCCCGUGCCGCCGGGCGGCGGCGGCGGCGACGACGACGACGACAAGCUGCACCGCAUGUUCCUCGACCCCUACGAGUCCAGCGAGGAGGUCACCGUCGAGGAGCUCGAGGCGAAGCUGGUCGAGCUCAGCUGGGACGCCGAGGACAGCGCCGACGUCUUCCUGCGGCCCACGCCGUCGAGCGCCAUCAUCCAGCGCACCGCGCAGAACAUCAAGGCCAGCUGGACCGUGGCGCGCGAGCUGCCGUCCGCGCACCCGGCCGCCGCGGGGCUCAGGCGCCUGCGCGCCGGCGACCCGGACCAGAACCUCGACGCCAUGCUCUACGCCUCGAUGUGGGCCCCCGUCUUCACGACGCCCACGGCCAGCGAGCACUGGGCCGCCACGCUGACGCCCCUGCUCCGCCACUUCGCCGCGCUCUUCAGCGAGGACGCCUGGCUCGUCGAGGAGCACCUGCUGCCGCUCUACGACGCCUACAUCGCCGCCCGGCGCGAGGCCGGGGAGGGCGAGGGCGGUAUGCUCGGCCCCGGCAGCCGCCGCCUCGGCUGGGAGAACGCCAGCGCCACGCUCGGCAUGGUGCGCAACCUCGACGCCCGCCAGCCCCAGGUCAGCCGCCGCUACACCCAGGACAUCAUCGACUCGGUCAAGUACCGCAUCGGCCAGGUCUUCCGCCACCGCCGCUACGGCUACGUCGGCAUCAUCAACGGCUGGGCGCCCAACGACGCCGACGGCCUGCCCACGCCGCACAGCGUCAACACCGAGGACGUACUCGAGACGGGCCCUCCUCCGGCCGCGGCAUCGGCCUCGGAUGCCGCCGCCGCUUCUGCUCCUGCUUCCGGGUCGGCGACGCCCACGCCGAGGUACAGGAAGCAGACUUUUUAUACGUGCCUACGCUCCGCAGAGGACCGUCAUGUGGUGGCCCAGGAUAACGUCGAGAUCAUCACUGACGAGGACGAGAUCCCGCCGGAGCUGUUUAACGUCGCGGGCAAGUUCUUCAAGAGGUUUGACAGGGAGACGUGCACGUUUGUCUCCAACAUCAAGGAGUUUUACCCUGAUGAUUGA